Molecule: messenger RNA, 499 nt
Organism: Juglans microcarpa x Juglans regia
Lineage: Eukaryota; Viridiplantae; Streptophyta; Magnoliopsida; Fagales; Juglandaceae
Exons: 2
Coding region: 134-499 (121 amino acids)
Source: RefSeq, a predicted model, not a curated record
UAUGUUCAGAAGUACCUAUGCGGAAAUGUGUGCGCGGACCAUCUAAGUGCACAGAAUUUGAUAAAAUCUGAAAAUAUGGAAAAAUAUCUUUGAAAAUAAAGGAUGGGAGACAGUCCCUUGUUGUGAGAACACUAUGUUGUAUACAACAAGGGUUGCUUGGAUACUAAAGCACCAUAGCGACCUUAGUCACGCUACUUGGCACGAUGUACCAACCAAUGAGAAGGAUGAACUGGUAGCUCGUGUUCAGGCUGAUUUCAUCCUAGACUGGACAAAGAAAAAUCAUCAACUAAUGGUAAUGAAGACAUUUCUGAAGAGAUUCAAUGCAAUACGGUAUGAGCUGCAUAAGAUUUACAAGACAUUCGAGAAUGCCGAAGAAGCACUGGCGAAUAGGCCAUCGUGGGUGAACCCAGAUGAUUGGGUGAAGUUAUGUGGGAGAUGGUCAAGCGAGGAGUUUAAGGUAAGGAGAGUCUUACAUUGUUUGACAUGCUUCUUCAAUUGA